GCGUAAAUAACUACGUUUAUGACAAACUUUGGUUGCAGUACUUCAGUCAGCCGUAGAGUGUCUCUUUUGAACCGUGCCGACAGCGUCAAAAUAUCCAAGAUGGUGGAGUGAAAUGUAUUGUUUACGUUCCAUCGCUUCCAAGACAGGUGACUAACCCCGUUUAAGGCCAUGGAUCACACAUUUUGAGCAUGACAUCAUUUGGCUGGAAGAGAAAAGUCGGGGAAAACGUCACUAAACCUCCCUCAGCGUUCAGUCCGGGGGAACAGCUGGAAGAUGAACACGAGGUGGACCCAGAUGAGGUAGACUGGCUCCAUGCUGUGAAGAUCCGGAGGUCAGCAGAUGGACUGUUGGAGGAUCCUGUCACCAAGGCACACAGGCUGAGGCAGGAGGGGUGUCUACUGGCCGAGAGUCAGAGAUACUGGGAAGCCAUCAGAAGGUGGGAGGAUGCUCUGGAACUCACACCGGAUGAUGCGAUGCUGCAUGAGAUGAAAGCCCAGGCGUACAUGGAGGUGCAUGAAGUCUUCCCAGCAGUCCAGGCUGCAGAGAAAGCGGUGACCUCUGACCCAAGAUGGUGGGUGGCGUACCAGACUCUGGGAAGGGCACAACUUGGACUUGGGGACCUCAAACUCUCAAUUUCCAGCUUUUCAAAAGCCAUUCAUCUCAACCCUGCCUGCAGCAAGGAAUUGUGGGAAGACGACCUUAAAUGGGCGUGCUCCCUGUUGGAGGAAAAGAGAGAACUAGAGAGAAAGGCAGAAGAGGAGGAAACAGAAGCUACUGCUGGGGUUUCUGGUGAACUGGACACUGAGCAUGAUGACGACUACUGGUAUCCACAGUUUCCUGACCCUCCCCUCGCUGUCGGUGAAGCACCUGGUACUGAAGACACCGACACACCUGUCAUGGACAGGUAUCAGACACACCUGCGCAGGUUUCAGAGUAGGUGUAGGGCAGGAACAACAGAGAGAUGACACCACCCUGUAGCAGUGAUGGUUAGACCACUAGUCUGAGACCUACAUGUAUAAUAGCUACGUGUAUUUCAUGAUUUUUUUUCUAUUACAAGGAAAUGGUCUUAUCAUACUGGUCAAUGUGAACUUGGUGUAAAUAGACUACUUAAGUAAAAAAAAAA
Molecule: messenger RNA, 1123 nt
Organism: Branchiostoma floridae (Florida lancelet)
Lineage: Eukaryota; Metazoa; Chordata; Leptocardii; Amphioxiformes; Branchiostomatidae
Product: tetratricopeptide repeat protein 33-like
Exons: 7
Coding region: 189-965 (258 amino acids)
Molecular function (GO): protein binding
Source: RefSeq, a predicted model, not a curated record